ACGCCCGGAGCUGUUUCCCGACGGUGCAGCCGCAAGGCAUCGCAGGGGCCCCGCGCUACUGCCCUGCUCCCUCAAAGUCCCAGGUCCCCUCCCCCGGUGCUGAUCAUUAACCAGGAGGCCGUAUAAGGAGCUAGCGGCCCUGGCGACAGGGAGGGACGCAACGCUGCCACCAUGGACAGUAGCACAUGGAGCCCCACGACCACCGCGGUCACCCGGCCUGUUGAGACCCACGAGCUCAUUCGCAAUGCAGCCGAUAUCUCCGUCAUCGUUAUCUACUUCGUGGUAGUGAUGGCCGUCGGACUGUGGGCUAUGUUUUCCACCAAUCGUGGGACCGUUGGAGGCUUCUUCCUGGCAGGCCGAAGUAUGGUGUGGUGGCCGAUUGGAGCCUCCCUCUUUGCUAGUAACAUUGGAAGUGGCCACUUUGUGGGGCUGGCAGGGACCGGAGCAGCUUCAGGCAUCGCCAUUGGAGGCUUUGAAUGGAAUGCCCUGGUUUUGGUGGUUGUGCUGGGCUGGCUGUUUGUCCCCAUCUAUAUUAAGGCUGGGGUGGUGACGAUGCCAGAGUACCUGCGGAAGCGGUUUGGAGGCCAGCGGAUCCAGGUCUACCUUUCCCUUCUGUCCCUGCUGCUCUACAUUUUCACCAAGAUCUCGGCAGACAUCUUCUCGGGGGCCAUAUUCAUCAAUCUGGCCUUAGGCCUGAAUCUGUAUUUAGCCAUCUUUCUCUUAUUGGCAAUCACUGCCCUUUACACAAUUACAGGGGGCCUGGCGGCGGUGAUUUACACGGACACCUUGCAGACGGUGAUCAUGCUGGUGGGGUCUUUAAUCCUGACUGGGUUUGCUUUUCACGAAGUGGGAGGCUAUGACGCCUUCAUGGAAAAGUACAUGAAAGCCAUUCCAACCACAGUGUCUGAUGGCAACACCACUGUUCAGGAAAAAUGCUACACUCCAAGGGCCGACUCCUUCCACAUCUUCCGAGAUCCCCUCACGGGAGACCUCCCAUGGCCUGGGCUCAUCUUUGGGAUGUCCAUCCUUGCCUUGUGGUACUGGUGCACAGAUCAGGUCAUUGUGCAGCGCUGCCUCUCAGCCAAGAAUAUGUCUCACGUGAAGGCCGGCUGCACCCUGUGUGGGUAUCUAAAGCUGCUGCCCAUGUUCAUCAUGGUGAUGCCAGGAAUGAUCAGCCGCAUUCUGUACACAGACAAAAUUGCCUGUGUCGUCCCCUCAGAAUGUGAGAAAUAUUGCGGUACCAAGGUUGGCUGUACCAACAUCGCCUAUCCAACCUUAGUGGUGGAGCUCAUGCCCAAUGGACUGCGAGGCCUGAUGCUGUCAGUCAUGCUGGCCUCCCUCAUGAGCUCCCUGACCUCCAUCUUCAACAGCGCCAGCACCCUCUUCACCAUGGACAUCUACACCAAGGUCCGCAAGAGAGCAUCUGAGAAAGAGCUCAUGAUUGCCGGAAGGUUGUUUAUCCUGGUGCUGAUUGGCAUCAGCAUCGCCUGGGUGCCCAUUGUGCAGUCAGCACAAAGUGGGCAACUCUUCGAUUACAUCCAGUCCAUCACCAGUUACUUGGGACCACCCAUUGCGGCUGUCUUCCUGCUUGCUAUUUUCUGGAAAAGAGUCAAUGAGCCAGGAGCCUUUUGGGGACUGAUCCUAGGAUUUCUGAUUGGGAUUUCACGUAUGAUUACUGAGUUUGCUUAUGGAACCGGGAGCUGCAUGGAGCCCAGCAACUGUCCCACAAUUAUCUGUGGGGUGCACUACUUGUACUUUGCCAUUAUCCUCUUCACCAUUUCUGUCAUCACCAUCGUGGUCAUCUCCCUCCUCACCAAACCCAUUCCGGAUGUGCAUCUCUACCGUCUGUGUUGGAGCCUGCGCAACAGCAAAGAGGAGCGUAUUGACCUGGAUGCGGAAGAGGAGAACAUCCAAGAAGGCCCUAAGGAGACCAUUGAAAUAGAAACACAAGUUCCUGAGAAGAAAAAAGGAAUCUUCAGGAGAGCCUAUGACCUAUUUUGUGGGCUGGAGCAGCAGGGUGCACCCAAGAUGACUGAGGAAGAGGAGAAAGCCAUGAAGAUGAAGAUGACGGACACCUCUGAGAAGCCUUUGUGGAGGACAGUGGUGAACGUCAAUGGCAUCAUCCUGGUGACCGUGGCUGUCUUUUGCCAUGCAUAUUUUGCCUGAGUCCUACCUUUUGCUGUAGAUUCACUAUGGCUGGACUCUUACUCACCUCCCUUUAGUCUCGUUCUGUGGUGUUGAAGGAAAACCAGCCAGUUGUAAAUUUUUCCCAGGAGGAUAAAUGUGUAUAUGUGUAAUUAUAGGCUAGCUGGAAGAAAACCAUUAGUUUGCUGUUAACUUAUGCAUUUGAAGCCAUUGUGAUGCAGCCAUCUGUACCUACUGGAGCUGCAGAAGGGAAGUCCACUCAGUCACAUCCAGAAAAAGGCAGACUAAGAAUCAGAAGCCAUGUGAUUGAUGUCUGAUGUGAGUCUGUCUCAAGUAGAUUCCGGGUGUCAGUGUGGUUUGUAAUCCUUGAAUAUUGUUUUAAGAACUUUGGUCUCCCUGAUUCCUGCUACUUUUCCUGUCUGUCCUCCUCCCCAUUUUUUUUAAAGAAAGCUAUCUUCCCCCCAUCAUAUGCCUCUUGAGUUUUGCCUGGACUUUCCCUCUCAAGUGUGUCAAUCAGGUAAACUGAGGAAUGCAUGGAAGCUGAGGAUGGAGCUUGAUGGGCUCCCUGUCCUGGGUGUUUGCUUUCUGAAGUGGAGGCCUGAGGAAGGUAGUACUUCCACAAAAGGGAGGGACCCGGGCCCCAGCCUCAAGCUAGUGGGGGAGGCAGAUAGCCUGAGUCCAGGGGAUUUUCUGGGCUUCUUAAAAUGUCCAUUGUGAGCUCCCUGUGUUUGGAAUUCCACUCAUUUUGGCAUUCACAGGCCUGGAAUGUCUUAGAUUUUAAGCAAUGCUUGUUGAAUAAAUGAAUGACACAGGCAUUUAUUUAUAAAUCCUUGCUUUCUUUUUACGUGAGCCUGGCCCUUAGUUAAACUCUUCUUGUGGCUACACAAAGUACGCCCACUGGUUACUAAUGACUUGGGAUGCAUUUGUCAAACUGAUUAUAUCAGUUUUCUAGGGAUGCCUUAACAAAGUAGCACAGACCAGAUGGCUCAAGCAGCAGACAUUUAUUUUCUCACAGUUCUAGAGGCUAGAAGUUGGAGACCAAGAUGUCAGCAGGGUUGGUUUCUUCUGAGGCCUCUCUCCUUGGCUGCAGAUGGUCAUAUCUCACUCUGUCUUCCAUGGCCUUCCUUUUGUCUGUGUCCUAAAUCUACUCUUCUUACAAGGACAUCAGUCAUAUUGGAUUAGGACCCACCCUAAUGUCUUCAUUUUAAUCACCUCUUUAAAGCCCCUACCUCCAAAUACAGUCACACUGUGAGAAACUGAGGGUUAGGAAUUCAGCAAGUGAGUCUUGAGGAGAUAUUAAACAAAUCCACAACACAGAUAAAGUAUGCAUUUUGGAGAUUUCCAAGCCAGAGUCUCCCAUGAAAAAGGUAAACUGAAGCAGAUAUUAUGCAGCAAAAGGAAACAGAAUUACAAACUGAACGUAUGUAGGUGAGGCAAGGCAGGGUGGGGCAGGGCCUUUGGGUAGGCUGAUCACAGGGUUUUUCAACAAUAAAUCAAUGGGAAUGCGUUUGUUGCUCCCAGGACCCUGGCACCUUGACUCUGGGACUAUAGCAUGUCAGCAAAUAAAAGCAAAGCCCAACACUCUGAUUUGCAUUUAUGCCAAUCUAAACUAUCCGGUGUUUAGUUUGAUUUUUUGAGUGCAGGUUCAUUCAAGGACCAGGUUCCCUUGUGCUCAGGGUGAAGUAGAACCAGAAAACAUUGUUAUCCAUCCCCAGAAGUUUUGGAAGAGUCUUGGUAGAAAAGCAGAAGCUGCUUUGACCGUGAAAAUAUUUGAUUCCUAUCAGUUUUUGGUCAGGAGAAGAUAUCCACCUAGACCAACCCGAGGAGAAGGCUCAGAGUACAGAUAUACCCCGAGCAACGUGAUCAAUGUCCUUGAACCUUCAUUUUUCAUCUGAAAACAGUUAUAAAUGCCUGGCUGACAGAUUUAAAUGUUAUACAUUGACAGCAUUUAUCAAUAUAACGUUUAUUUAAAUGAGUAGGUGCUCAAUAGGUGUUGGUCUUCUAACUUGUCUACAUCCCAUCACCAUUCCAGGAUCUUCAGAAAUGAAGGAGAGAUGUUGUAUCACUGUUAGAAGGCUGCUUUGGGACAUUCUGCAGCAGGCAGGAGGGACUGUCAACCCCUACACCAUGACCACCAAGUUCCUCACCUUGGCUGAGUCCCUAAAUCUCUCCGAACCUCAGGUUCCUCCAAGCAUAAUGCAGACUUCACAGAGCUGCUGUAAAGAUUAGGUGAGGUCAAUUGAUAUUGCUUAAAAGGCCUGGUCCAUAGAAGAUGCCCAAUAAACAUUACUGCUUUCCCCCUCACCCUACUGCCUGAAAAAAUAUUACACCUGUGAGACUGACUUUGAGGACCAGUGGGGGUGGGGAGUUGUGCAUAUAAACUAUUUAAUGAGUACCAAACACAAAAGUCAAGCUUGUAAAAUAUCAGGCCUUGCCCCAGAAAGACAAAUACCACAUGAUCUCACUGAUAUGUAGAGUCUUAAAAAGUCAAACUCAGAAGCAGAGAGUAGAAUGAUGGUUAUCAAGGGCUGGGGGAGGGAGGGACUGGGGAGAUGUUGGUCAAAUGAUACAAAGGUUUAGUUAGGUGGAAUAAGUUCAGAAAAUCAAUUGUACAAUAUAUCAAUUAUAGUUAAUAGCAAUAUAACGUAUACUUGAAAAUUGCUGAGAGCAGUGUGAGUGUUCCACCACAAAAAAAUGUGCAGUAAUAGAUGUUAAUUACCUUAAUUUAGUCAUUUCACAAUAUGUACAUAUAUAAAAAUAUGUUGUAUGCCAUAAGUAUAUAUAAUUAUUAUUUGUGAAUUUAAAAAAUAAAAAUAAUUUCCAAAAAAA
Messenger RNA from Pongo pygmaeus (Bornean orangutan), 4974 nucleotides. RefSeq names its product solute carrier family 5 member 1 (gene SLC5A1). Gene Ontology annotation, cellular component: plasma membrane. The record is from RefSeq and is a predicted model, not a curated record. Lineage: Eukaryota; Metazoa; Chordata; Mammalia; Primates; Hominidae. The transcript is spliced from 15 exons. The coding region runs from base 172 to 2166 and encodes 664 amino acids. Gene Ontology annotation, biological process: transmembrane transport; sodium ion transport. Gene Ontology annotation, molecular function: D-glucose:sodium symporter activity.